AUCAGGGCUUCCCCAGUGGCUCAGCAGUAAAGAACUACUUGCAAAGCAGGAGAGGUACGAGACAUGGGUUCAAUCCCUGAGUCAGGUAGAUCCCCUGGAGGAGGGCACAGCAACUCACUCCAGUACUGUUGCCUGGAGAAUCGAUGGACAGAGGAGCCUGGAAGGCUACAGUCCAUAGGGUUGAAAAGAGUCAGACACUACUGAAGCCACUGAGCAUGCAUAGCCUGUAUCAACAGAUGAAAAUUUAAGGCCUUUACUUCAGAAACUUUCUCAUGAAAGGAAACACAGGCAGCUGAGCUUGGGGGAUGAGGAAUCAUGGCAAAGGGGUAUCGGAAAAGCAAACCGAAAUAACUUGCCUACAAGUUUGAAGAAGUUAGUUGUAGAAAGAAGUUAGUUAUAUACAUAUGUUUCUUUCUUUAAAGAAUUAAAUAGUAUUUUUUAAUAAAACUAAAACUUGAAAAAAGGAAACUUGUCUCAGAAGAGGUUACCGAAUAUUUGAAGUUAGGUGAAUAUAACUAGAAGACAGAUGAUUUUUUGUGUAAGUAUCUCUGACUUAAUAAACCAGCAGGACUCGAUAUGAGUACAACACACCCAGUUGGCAAACAGGAAGACCUAACAUGUUUGUUUAGCUGUGUGUAUAUAUGCUUACUUAUAGAGUUCGAAAACUGGGACCACAUUCACAGAUGUGACUUCACUGCAGAAUUUUUACUCUGGAAAAAAAACAGUUCACGUGCUCAAUAUCUAGAAGUAGUGUUCAGCGUGUGCAGGGAAAUGGGGCAGAAACCAUCACAACAGCUGGCUCCAAAGGACAAAGAGGUUCUCAGCGUCUGCGAGGUGGUCAGUGGAGCAAUCAUCCACGCAGCUCAGAAACUGAAGGCCUAUCUUGGAUUUGAAGACACACUGAGCAAUCUGUGCCCAGAUCCAAACACUCUCAAUGAGAUCUUCUUAAUCCACUUUGUCACUUUCUGCCAAGAGAAAGGAGCUGACAAGUGGCUCACCACCACCAAGAUGACCAAGCACCAAGCCUUCCUGUUUGGGGCAGAUUGGGUUUGGACCUUCUGGGGAUCCGAUAAGCAAAUACAGCUUCAGCUGGCUGUGCAGACACUGCAGAUGGCUUCUCUUCCUCCUGUGGAAUCUGACCCCUCCAACCAAGAUUCCAAGGCAGAGCAGUCUUUCAGCAAGAAAAGUAGGUUUGACAAGCUGGAAGAAUUCUGUAACCUGAUAGGAGAGGACUGUCUUGGCCUGUGUAUCAUCUUUGGUGUGCCAGGAAACCCUAAAGACAUCCGAGGAGUUGUCCUGGACAGUGUCAAGAGAGAGACGAUGAAGGGUCAUCUGCCAGGAGGGACAGCUGUGGCACGAUUCAUCCUGGAAACGGAAGAUUGUAUCUCCGUCAGGGAGCUGCUUGGAAACUGUCUGAGUAAGAAAGAGGGGCUGAGAGAGGUGGGCAAGGUUUAUAUUAGCAUCCUCUGAACUGGCCGUGUGGGAUGAGACUGACCUGUAAGAUAAAAAGAAAACAAAAAUAUGUUCUUCUAAUAAGUUUAUCCUCUCAUGGGAUUUUUUUCUCCCCUCGUUCCACCCCACAUUGAAUGAAAACCAUCUCCUGGGUCAAAACCUCCUAGUGUGAUUAUGGACAGAAAAAAAGCCUACCUGUAUUUCAGGGAAAAUGGAAAUUUUUAGCUUAAUCUUUUGUUUAUUAUUCAACAAUAAAAGUGGGAGGAAAGGAUAAUAGAGUCACCCUUAAAGUUCAACUUGAAAACAAAUUGUGUUUGAUAAGAGUAAGUCUAGCAUUUAAAGGUGUAAAAUGGGUUUUGACUGCUAUGGGUGGGAGUUGGGGAGGGCAAGGGGGUGCAUAAGACUACAGAACAGUUUUAGUUGUAUUUAUUAAUACAAAACCAGUUUCAUUUCAGGACACAAAAAAAACUGAGCCUGGUUCUCUUCCUCUCUACCCAGGCUCUCACCUCAUCCCAAGCUGCCUGCUCUCUGCAGAGAGGACCUUGGUGGGAUCCCUCGGGGACUGUUCGAGUGUUAGCUUUACCUAUAAUUUUUACCCAUAUCACAAUCCAUUAUGAUAAUGAUUAACAUCUAUUUAGCAUUUGCAGUGGAAAAUCCCAUGGACGGAGGAGCCUGGAAGGCUGUAGUCCAUGGGGUCACUGAGGGUCAGACACGACUGAGUGACUUCACUUUCACUUUUCACUUUCAUGCAUUGGAGAAGGAAAU
This is a messenger RNA of Bubalus bubalis (water buffalo), 2217 nucleotides long. It is a transcript of the gene REP15, whose product is annotated as RAB15 effector protein. NCBI's taxonomy places the organism in Eukaryota, Metazoa, Chordata, Mammalia, Artiodactyla, Bovidae. The record is from RefSeq and is a predicted model, not a curated record. The coding region runs from base 577 to 1470 and encodes 297 amino acids. The transcript has a single exon. Gene Ontology annotation, biological process: receptor recycling.